AUGUAUCGACCAAAGCCAACAUUGAAAGACCGGCAGCAUCUGUAUAAACUCAUUAUAAGCCAACUACUCUAUGAUGGCUACACAAACAUAGCUAAUAGUUUAAUCAAUGAAGUUAAACCUCAAAGUGUGGUGUCACCAUCGGAACAGUUGGUUCAGCUCGCAAAAAUUGGAAUGGAGAAUGAUGACAGUGCUGUUCAAUAUGCCAUUGGGCGCUCUGAUACAGUAGCGCCUGGUGUGGGAAUUGAUCUGGAAUUCGAUGCUGAUGUCCAGACAAUGUCUCCAGAGGCAUCAGAGUAUGAGACUUGCUACGUUACCUCCCAUAAGGGACCUUGUCGUGUUGCGACAUAUAGUCGAGAUGGCCAGCUAAUUGCUACAGGCUCUGCGGAUGCUUCGAUAAAAAUACUGGACACUGAGCGUAUGCUGGCCAAAAGUGCAAUGCCAAUUGAGGUUAUGAUGAAUGAGACAGCUCAGCAAAACAUGGAGAAUCAUCCUGUGAUCCGAACGCUUUAUGACCACGUCGAUGAAGUCACCUGCCUGGCUUUCCACCCAUCUGAACAGAUCCUUGCCUCUGGCUCAAGAGAUUACACCCUCAAACUCUUUGAUUACUCAAAACCUUCUGCUAAAAGAGCAUUUAAAUACGUACAGGAAGCAGAAAUGCUGCGUUCCAUCUCUUUUCAUCCAUCUGGAGACUUCCUUUUAGUUGGAACACAGCACCCAACCCUGCGUCUUUAUGAUGUCAACACAUUUCAAUGUUUUGUGUCCUGUAACCCUGCGGACCAGCAUACAGAUACUAUAAGCGGUGUCAGUUACAACCCUACAGCCAACAGCUAUGUCACCUGCAGCAAGGAUGGGAGCAUUAAGCUGUGGGAUGGCGUCUCCAAUCGCUGUGUGACCACUUUUGACAAGGCUCAUGACGGAGCAGAGGUCUGCUCAGCCACCUUUACGAAGAACUCAAAGUACGUCCUUUCAAGUGGGAAGGAUUCCGUGGUCAAACUGUGGGAAAUAUCAACUGGCCGGAUGUUGGUGAAAUAUACAGGUGCUGGUCUGAGUGGACGUCAGAUGCACCGUACGCAGGGCGUGUUCAAUCACACAGAAGACUACGUUCUUCUCCCUGAUGAGCGCACCAUUAGUCUGUGCUGCUGGGAUUCCCGUACUGCAGAGAGGAAAAACUUGCUUUCGCUGGGUCAUAACAACAUAGUCCGUUGCAUAGUCCACUCGCCCACCAAUCCUGGGUUCAUGACUUGCAGUGAUGACUUCAGGGCCCGUUUCUGGUACCGGCGCACCACCACAGAUUGA
This is a messenger RNA of Nerophis lumbriciformis (worm pipefish), 1296 nucleotides long. Lineage: Eukaryota; Metazoa; Chordata; Actinopteri; Syngnathiformes; Syngnathidae. The record is from RefSeq and is a predicted model, not a curated record.